CCUGUUGGAAAAAAAAGGUUAUGUUAAAAUUUAAAAUAUAUUCGGUGUUCGUUGGGAUAAAACAUAGUGGUGGUGGAUAUUAACACGGCGUUGUUUUCUUUUUAAAUUUGGGAUCAAAGUUUAGGUUAAUAACAAUCCAUUUACUUGGAUUAGCUAAGAUGGGUGGUUCAUCGAGCAAGGAAGAGGAAAAUAAAAGCACCGUGUCACCAGUGAUUGCAGCUACCGCACAAGCAGCAGCUGUUAACGAGCCCGUGGCUUCUGUUUCGAGACCUGAAAAUAAACCAACGUUGAAAACACCGACACAAGUUACAAAAGAUGACGGGGAAGUUGGGGGCAGCCGUUUGGAGAUCGGGUCAAAAAGUGACGUUGGUGUACGGAAAUUGUUGCUUUCGCACAGGAGAAGAUUGAAGGGAUCAGCAACCGGGAAUCCAAGUACAAAUCACAAUGCAACGGUUAUAAAGUUAACGAGGAAAAAAGAGAGUGCGUUCGUGUGCGUGUCCAUAGAUUUUGGAACAACAUAUAGCGGAUAUGCAUACUCUUUCAAAUCUAGUCCCACUGCUAUCAUCGGAAGGGGCAGGGGAAAACAAAUCAAGACGCCAACCGUUGUUUUACUGGAUCCUCAAAAAGAGAUGGUUGCUUUCGGAGAUGAGGCAAAAACGAAAUAUCAAGAGCUUGUGAAAUUGAAAAAUCACAGAAACUGGUACCUGUUUGAGCGAUUUAAAAUGGCUCUCUUCACAAGGGACGGACCCCUAGAUAAAGACAUGGUUAUCGAAGACAUUUUGGGAAAGAAAAUGGAGGCUAUAGAGAUUUUCAGCCACGCUAUCCGCUUCAUAAAAACAGAGGUUAUGAACACCCUUACGGACAAAAAACAAAUGGCCGAUAUGGGCGAUUUUGGAAUCAGCAGCGAAACGGAUGUUCAUUGGGUACUUACAGUUCCGGCAAUCUGGAAUGAUCUUUCGAAGAAAUUUAUGAGAGAUGCUGCAACAAAAGCAGGUAUUCCAGACGAUCUGCUUACACUUGCAUUGGAGCCCGAGGCUGCAUCGCUAUACUGUAAAGAACAACUGGGUGUUAGCCAUCUGCCAGCGGGCCAGCGUUACAUGGUCUUAGAUCUCGGAGGUGGCACUGCCGACAUAACCGCCCAUGAGGUGAAUCCAAACGGAACAUUGUCAGAGAUAUACCAACCGACCGGCGGAAAUUUUGGCGGGACAAAUGUGGACAAUAAAUUCAUAAAUACGCUCGUUCAAAUAUUAGGCGCUCCACUUUUUCAGAAAUUUAAGCAAGAUUUUAUGGAUGAAUACCUUGAGUUCAUGCAGAAUUUUGAAAUAAAGAAACGGAACUUCGAUAGUACCGAACGCAUAACAAUAAGAUUCCCUGUACAACUUAGGGAGAAGUAUGAAGAAGAAGUAGGCGAAACAGUUGAAUCAUCUUUAGGGCAAAAGCCGUUUGCGAAACAAUUGGAAUUCAAAAAUGACAAAUUAAUAAUUUCUGUUGAUAUGGUAAAGUCGUUUUUUGAUGAGCCGCUUGAAAGAAUAAUUAAAAUAGUUGAAGACGUGGUCGAAAAUGUGAAACCAAUUAAUCACAUUUUACUGGUUGGUGGAUUUUCUGAGUCUCCAUUCCUACAGUCUGUUCUGCGAAACAAGUUUGGUAAAAUGGUAAUUAUUCCACAAGAACCAUCAUUGGCUGUAUUGCACGGGGCAGUCAUGUACGGCCACAAACCACUAGCCAUAGCAGCAAGGGUUUGCAAAUAUACCUAUGGGAUAGCUCGGUUAAUGAAAUUUAAACCGCAUCAUCCACAAAAUAAAAAGAUACAAAUUGAUGGUACGGACUAUUGUGAUGCUAUUUUCAAUAAACAUAUUGAAAUCGGAACUAAAAUUAGCGAAGCAGAUGCGGAAAAUGUGACGGCGCACGAAUAUUUUCCCUCAUCUUCAGUCAUGAAGCAGGCUGUUUUGGAAAUUUAUGCUAGUCCCAAAAAGAAUCCAAAAUUUGUGGAUGAGGAUGGAUGCCAGUUUGUGGGGUUGAUAAAGAUGGAUAUCGAUCCCGAAGGUGAUAUUUUUUCAAAACUUUUGGUUAAACUCAUGUUUGGUGGGACUGAGCUGCGUAUACAGGUCACUGAUGUGAAACAUAACACUGUCACAAACGCAUGUGUUGACUUCCUAGGAUAAGGGAAUCAGUAACUCUGAAAGUGGAAAUCUUACAUUGAACACACAAACAUUAUUGUUUGUUUUAUGCAUGUUUUACUUGUGAUAUGUUAUCACCAGAUAUGAUUUAUUACAUUCAGAUAUUUGAUUUAUGUAAUUGAUAGUCAACAACUGUUAUUGGUUUCUAUAAAAAGUGUGAUCAUUGUUUUCUUCUAGAAAUUCUAUCGUCAACAAAUGCAUUAUGUUUUGCUGGUUUCAUUAAGUAUUGUCUUGUUUUAUAUUCUGUGUUUAUUUGUGUUUAUAUUUGCAAAGCGUUUUAUAUUCUAAUAUAAGUUUUUUUUUCAAAUCAUUCCGCAAGUUAUGGCCUAUUUAAACCACAAUUAAUUGUGUUAAAAAGGUCCGGUAUUACAAAUAUUGUAUCCAUUAUUGUGAUGAUAACAAGCGCAUUUUGCCAUUUGUAAUAAUUAAUUGUAUGUGUCAUUCCAUCGUUUUAAUGGAGCAUUUGAAAGUACAAACUUACUUUACAAUAAUAUUACCUCUUUAAAAUGAUUGUCGAUGCAUUGUUUGGCGAAAUUCAAACUCACAUAGGUUUGUUUUUAAGCGAAAUCUAAAUUGCCAAUUCUUCAACCUGCAUGUUCGGCAGAAGUUAUGAGUACAU
Dreissena polymorpha is the source of this 2796-nucleotide messenger RNA. Its product is annotated as heat shock 70 kDa protein 12A-like. Lineage: Eukaryota; Metazoa; Mollusca; Bivalvia; Myida; Dreissenidae. Gene Ontology annotation, molecular function: ATP binding; ATP-dependent protein folding chaperone. The record is from RefSeq and is a predicted model, not a curated record. The transcript has 12 exons. The coding region runs from base 159 to 2162 and encodes 667 amino acids.